Molecule: messenger RNA, 459 nt
Organism: Varanus komodoensis (Komodo dragon)
Lineage: Eukaryota; Metazoa; Chordata; Lepidosauria; Squamata; Varanidae
Product: protein S100-A9-like
Exons: 3
Coding region: 71-436 (121 amino acids)
Molecular function (GO): calcium ion binding
Source: RefSeq, a predicted model, not a curated record
UCAGCACUGCUUCGCUUCCAAGCUCCUGUUCUCCUUGGAACCUUUUGGGUCCUCCAAAACCUUCGGCGAGAUGAAAACUCAUCUGGAACAGGCCAUGGAAUGUGUGGUGAACGUCUACCACCAGUACUGCAUUCUGGACCCCGUAGACGACUAUUUACAUUUGAAAGAGUUCAGCAAGUUGAUGAAGGAGCAAGCACAACCUUUCUUGAAAAGCACCACACCGCCCAAUCUCGACCAGGAUGGUUACAUAAAACAGUUAUUUGAGAAAGCUGACAAGGACAAGACUGGGUACCUCAAAUUCACAGAGUUCUUUUGUGUGUUGGGGCUUGCCCUGAAUGAGGGUCACGACAGAUCACACAACCUGGAUGAAGGCCACGGGCACGGGCACAGCCACGGGCACGGGCACGGCCACGGACCCGGGAAACCUGGCCAGUGAGUCCUUCGCGGAAGGCAUGGAUC